CAAGCUUCCCUUGCGUUGGCCACAACGACACGCUGAAGUCGACCUUAUGAUCGUCCCGCAGCAGCCAUCCUGGCAGCUCGCAGUCUCGCGCCGUCUCGGCCUCGUGUGCGCCAGCCUCGCGCUCAUCGUGCUCGUCGCGCAGGCUUCGCCGCCUUCUGAGGUGUCUGACGCCUCUGAGCAGCUGGAGGAGCGGGUGCCAUCGUGCUAUCCGUUCUGCGGAAUGGAAGUGGUCGUGCACAAGGGCUACGGGCUCGAGCGCCACUACGCAACCACGCCCGACGGGUACAUACUCGGCCUCUUCCGCCUGCUUCCUCGUGGCGAGAAGUCCGCCGCUCGGCUCGCCCGGAGCCCGCCGCUGGUGCUGCAGCACGCCCUGCUCGAUUCAUCCUUUGCGUGGGUAUCCAACUACCACAAGAACCAGUCGCUCGCCCUCCUCGCCAGCGACGCCGGCUACGACGUCUGGCUCGGCAACAAUCGCGGGAACGUCUACUCGCGCAACCACACCCGCCUCGACCCCGACGCCGACGCGGCGUUCUGGGACUUUACCUUUGAAGACAUGGCGACGGCAGACCUGCCCGCCACACUGCGCUACGUCCUCGAGCACCGCGCUGCGGAGGCAGCGGCCGCAGGCGGCGGAGGAGGAGGCGGCGGCGGUGGUGCUCGCGGCGGCGAUGGUGGCAGCGGUGGUGGUGGCAGCGGCGGCGGCGGUGAUGAUGGCGGUGGCGGCGGCGGGGAUGGUGGUGGCGGCGGCGGCAAGGGCAGCGUCUCUACAAGGCUUCGGCUGCCCGCGAGGUCGAUUGGCUUCAUCGGCCACUCGGAAGGGACGAUGCAGGGCUUCGCGGGCUUCUCGCUCGCUGAGAACGCCGAGGUGGCGGAGGCAGUCGCUCUCUUCGGCGCCCUCGCGCCGGUCGCUUUCCUCUCCGGGAUCGACUCGCCCGUGGUGAGAGGCGGAGAACGCGCGGCGGUACAACGCGACGCGGCCGCCGGACUUCCCGCUCGCGGCGGGCUUCAAGGUGCCCGUCGCGAUGUGGUCGGGCGCGCGCGACUCGCUCGCCACUCCGGCGGACGUGGCGCGGCUGCAAGAGGCGCUCGCGCCGACGGGGAGGGUGGUGCACCACGCGGAGGUCGAUUUCGCGCAUCUCGACUUUACUUGGUCGACACGCGCCGCGGAGGCGGUCUACCAGCCGCUCCUCUGCAUGAUGCGCGCACGGCUACCGCCCGAGAGAGGGCCGUGCGCCGCCGAGGCUGCAGCCGAGCCCACACCCGGCCUUGCAGCCGAGCCUGCGGCCGAAAGACGGCGCAGCGGCGUCUUGCAAUGAGAAAGUGCGAAGGUCUCGCGCGGCAGCUCGCUCGCUCGAGGCCGGCUCCUUCCUCCCUUCCUAGCAGCCUAGGAUUCGGUUCGCCUCUUCCCCAUCCAAGUCCCCAUCUCCCUCUCGCUCUCGCCCAUCGCGAGAAUGGGGUCCCCACAGUAGAGUAGUUCAUGCGCAUCUGGGUGUGUUACAUGCACAGCAUACAGUGUCCAGCCUGUCAGAUUCGCGCGUCGUGUCGGUCGAGAGCCCCUAUUCUUGCGCCCAUUUAUUUUCGCGAGCCUGUGGUAUCUGUCUACUAACGGGCUGAGCGGUAUGCGGUAUGCCGCGCCCGCGGCAAAUGCCGCGCCCGCGGCAAAGAGUGAGGGCUCGACGGAGUGCGAGUGGGCCGCGGAGAGACAGAGAGCGUCCGAGACCGAGUCAGAGGUGACAGCACUGACAGGUAAGGUAAGGUAAGGUAAACGUCUCC
This is a messenger RNA of Emiliania huxleyi CCMP1516, 1776 nucleotides long. RefSeq lists its product as hypothetical. Gene Ontology annotation, biological process: lipid metabolic process. The transcript is spliced from 7 exons. The record is from RefSeq and is a predicted model, not a curated record. Lineage: Eukaryota; Haptophyta; Isochrysidales; Noelaerhabdaceae. The coding region runs from base 47 to 1477 and encodes 476 amino acids.